UCCCUCAUUCUGUCUCCCUCUCUCUCCCUCUCCCUCUCUCUCCCUCUCCCUCCCUCCCUCCCUCUCUCACUGACUCAGAUCUUUACUCUGCUCUUCCGACGCGACACCGACGACAUGAGCUCCCGCAAAGAUGUAGCGCCUGACCGCCUUAAAUCUCCAACAAAAUGAGGAUGAAAACGGGAGGAAUGCGGGCAGGAUGAAGCACAUAAUACCAGUGUCCGGAACGGAUAUUCUUUCUUUUCUUUAACAAAACUGUCUGUUCCCUUUUUUUUUCUUCUUAAUCCGAGCCGUUUUCUAAGAAGCGGGGAUGAAGAAGGAGGAUCCUGGAUUGUGGGAAUCGUUUCCGGAUGAUUUCGGCUUGUCGGAUUGUGUGAUCGUUCUUACUGCAUGUCCAAAUCAAUUGUCGCGAACAAAAGCAAAGGACAAAGUUCUCUGUUUCCAUCGAUUUGCUUGAAAGAUCUACAUAUGAUGAUUUUUUUUUCUUGAUUUUUUUCUGACUCACAAAACCAGCCUUCAUCACAGAUAUUAAACUUGACCAACACUUUAUCAUAAGAUCAUUAAUUAAUAAUACUCACAAUUAUAUUAUUCACAAUCAAAUGGCUUUUCGUCUUUUUAUAUCCAUGCUAUUACAUGAUGCACGUUUCAUGACACUCCAGUCCUUACUGUGAAAGAAUUGAAAUUUUUAUUCUAUGAAGAUGGAUAAAAAUCGAUCGGGAGACAUGACAGUCCUUCAUGUGGGCCUCUUUGCUUUGGUUCUGCUCAGUCCUGUUACUGCUGCUCAGAACGAGGAGAGGGAGUGUGCGUACGCCGAACAGCAGGACCAGUCCAAGCGCAUUGAUGGAGGAGGAGAGGGGCGUGUCUUCCUGGAAAACAACACCAUUCGCUGCAGCCAGGGUGGGCGGUGCUACGGAUUGUGGGAGAAGAAGCACAACGGCGUGCAUCUGGUCAAACAAGGUUGCUGGGGGUCCCAGGGGGGCCAGCGGACGUGCCAUGAUGACCGUUGCCAGGUGACAGAGCCACCCUCCCAGAUCCAGAAUGGCACCUAUCGUUUCUGUUGUUGUAGCAAAGACAUGUGCAACCUGAACUUCACCGAGGACUAUCCUCCACCCAGAUCCACCCCCGCACCGCCAGUCCGUGAGUCUCGCCAUCUCUACCGAGAGGAGGCCAUCUUGAUUGCCUUGGCAACUGUCUCCAUGGUAGCUGUCCUGGUUGUGCUGGUCUUUUUCUGCCUCCGUGUACUGAGAGGACGUGGUAAACAGAGUCUCCAUAACCUGAACAUGUUGGAGGCGGCUUUCUCUCCUCCAUCACUGGACCUGGACAGUCUCAAGCUUCUGGAGCUGAUUGGCCGCGGUCGCUACGGGUCGGUGUACCGGGGCUCUCUGGACGAGCGUUCCGUGGCAGUUAAAGUGUUCACCAGCGCCAACCGGCAACCGUUUGUUAACGAGCGCUCCAUCUACCGCCUCCUACUGGACCACGACAGCAUCACACACUUCCUCGAGACGGAGGAACGAGUCGGAAGCGACGGACAGCCAGAGUACCUGCUCAUUAUGGACUACUACCCACACGGUUCUCUCUGCACGUAUCUGAGCACGAGGACAGUGGACUGGUUGAGCUGCUGCCGUCUGGUCGUCUCCGUCACCAGAGGACUUGCUUACCUUCACACGGAGCUGGUGAGAGGAGACAUAUACAAGCCUGCCGUCUCCCACAGGGACCUGAACAGCAGGAACGUGCUGGUGAAACCAGACGGCUGCUGUGUCAUCAGUGAUUUCGGCCUGUCCAUGGCGCUGACAGGAAAGAGACAGUCGGGUCAGGUGGAGGAGGACAACACAGCCAUCAGCGAGGUGGGCACAGUGAGGUACAUGGCUCCGGAGGUGCUGGAGGGAGCUGUGAAUCUGCGAGACUGCGAGGCUGCACUAAAACAAGUGGACGUUUUUGCUCUCGGUCUGCUGUACUGGGAAUGCUUCAUGCGCUGCACUGAUCUCUUCCCAAGUGAUUCCGUGCCCCCGUUCCAGCUGGCCUUCCAGGCUGAGGCAGGAAAUCAUCCGACCAUAGAGGAAAUGCAGGCACUGGUUUCCCGCCAUAAACAGAGACCCAAAUUUCCUGAAGCCUGGAAGGAAAACAGUCUGGCAGUACGCUCUCUGAAGGAGACGAUAGAGGACUGCUGGGAUCAGGACGCCGAGGCUCGGCUCACAGCUCAGUGUGUGGAGGAACGUCUGGCCGAACUGGUCGUCCUCUGGGAACGAGAAAAAUCCACAAGUCCUGCUGUAAACAUCAGCACGGCGCUGCACAAUCACAGGAACUUGUCACAUGGACAUCAAGCACCAAAGACUGGCUCCUACCCAGAAACCUCAUCUUCAGCUACUGUGGAGGAGAGAGAGGGUGGAGCUAAACCUCCUCACAGUGAUGCAUCUGCAGAACCUGUGCUGAUGGGAGGAGCUGCAGAAAAGAACAGAAACUGCAUCAAUUAUGAGCGUCAACAAGCCCAAUCUGGGUCAGGGCCUGACGGUACCAUGGCUGCCCUGCUCUCUAAACCCAUGGCAGUGAGGUGCGGUGGCCGUCCCCUCCAAGCCCACCUCACUCAGGAAGAUCUGGAGACCACUAAACUGGACCUGAGUGAGGUGCAGAGGAACCUGCGUGAGAGCUCUGACGAGAGCCUAAUGGAGCAUUCUGAAAAACAGUUCAGCUUCGGUGAAACGGGGAGCUCACAAAGUCCCUUCUACCCGCUUGCGGAUGCGACUGCUGACGUCACGGUUUCACAGGUUUCCACACCUUCAUCCGUCCUGCCCAAGCAACAAAACGUCCCGAAGAGACCCAGCAGUCUGAGCCUGCAGUCUAAACCUGCUGCAGCUUUGUCCCUCAGGAUGAAGUUCAGCAAGCUGAGCAAAAGCAAUCUAAAGAAAGCCGACGUGGGCGUGGCCAGAACUAAAUCUGUUCCUGAGCCACGCCCGGUUAAGGUUAUCUCCAACAACACAGCCUCCGAAAUAAUGGCAAAUAUAAGCACACAGCUGCCACCAGGGGGCACUGUGAGCACCACCGAAUCUCAGAGCAAAGACGGCAUAAGCUCAGAAGAGAUGAGCUUCGGAAUCCUGACCGCCAGUCCGGACGAGCAGGAGCCCCUGCUGAGGAGAGACACACAGCUGGAGAACAACACCAACAACAACAACAGCAAUAACAAUGGCGGAGACGGUGAGGGCGACGGAGAGGGUGAGAGCAGAGAGGGAGGAGGAGGAGGGGAGAUUGGUGAGAGCGCUGCACAACUCGGAGAGACUUCCUCCUCAUCUGUGACAGAGCCUCCUGUACCGCCUCCUUCACGCCCACCUGCCCCACCCAUGACCACGCCCCAGCUGACACCCGCAGCACUCACACAGGGGGAGGCACUGCUCAGGCAGAACCGUGGACGAAGACCCGAGAGACCAAACUCACUGGACCUGUCCAUCACUACACUGCCCUUACUGGGAGGCCACUCAGACUGUGACGGGAAGGAGGGAUCAGGAGACAAGAUUAAAAAACGAGUGAAGACCCCCUACGCUUUAAAGAAGUGGCGUCCGGCGACUUGGGUCAUCACUACAGACACUCUCGAUGCCGAGGUGAACAACAACAAGUGUCCUGGAGGUCAGAACCACAAUGCUGGGCCCAGCAGAGCCAAAUCAACCCCUGCAGUUAACCUGAGGGGACGAGGGGGCGUCGCCUCUGGCUUCACCUCUGACCCCAGCGACUGCACCUUUUAACGCUCAGAAACCUGCUUAGACUCUCUUAAGAGAUCUGUGCUGGAUCCAGGGGCAUUCCAGGAGAUGAAGCUUGUAUCCAGUGGAGAAUUAUCUGAUGCACUUGGACUCUGGGAGAUAAUCUCUGAAUAAGCACAGCCAGUUCUCAUACCUGUAUCUCAUAUCUGAUGUGUGCUUGUGGUUUUUUUUUGUUUGUUUGUUUGUCUGUUUGCUUGUGUGUGUGUGUGUGUGUGUGUGUGUGUGUGUGUGUGUGUGUGUGUGUGUGUGUGUGUGUGUGUUGCAUUUAACACGAGGGCUGAUUUACGCUUCUGCAUCUGGUCAUAUUUACAUGUAAAUACAGACGUGGACACUAGGGGUCAGUGUUGCGUUGUACAAACUCAGAAUGUGGCACAGUGGCGAGAAAAUAGCUGAGAGAAAUCUAUAGAAUCACACUUUUACUGCACUGUAACACUUACUAAAACUUUUUAAUUUUUUAUUUUUCUACUAUUUCUACCCCUCUAAUGAUGAUGAUGAUAAUAA
Molecule: messenger RNA, 4244 nt
Organism: Tachysurus fulvidraco (yellow catfish)
Lineage: Eukaryota; Metazoa; Chordata; Actinopteri; Siluriformes; Bagridae
Gene: bmpr2a
Product: bone morphogenetic protein receptor, type II a (serine/threonine kinase)
Exons: 13
Coding region: 690-3728 (1012 amino acids)
Biological process (GO): protein phosphorylation; vasculature development; BMP signaling pathway
Cellular component (GO): signaling receptor complex; plasma membrane
Molecular function (GO): ATP binding; transforming growth factor beta receptor activity
Source: RefSeq, a predicted model, not a curated record